AAUUCGGUAAAAAAAUGAUUUGUUUCAAAAAUGAAAACUAAUUUGAUAAAUUCUAGACUAGAAGAUGAAAAGUUUCUAUUUUUAUACUUAAUUCAUAAUUACACAAGAAAUUUUGGAAUAUUUGUGAAAGAAGAAGAUAACCUUUUUUCUCUAUGUUAAUUAUGAAUAUUUGGAAAAUUAACAAACUUAAAUCUUGUAAGACUAAUUUUAUCCCAAAAAAUGGCUGGAGAAGUUGUAGUAGAUGCUUUACCAUAUAUUGAUCAAGGUUAUGAUGAACCAGGAGUCAGAGAAGCGGCAUUUGCUAUGGUUGAAGAGGAAUGUCGAAGAUAUCGACCAACAAAAAAUUACUUGGAACAUUUACCUCCUCUCAACAUAUCCUCUUUCGAAACACCAAUCAUGCAUAAUGAAUUUGAAAGGUUACAGAACAGAUUACCAAUGGAAACACUAUCUAUGAAACGUUAUGAACUACCACCACCACCAAGUGGAAAAUUAAAUGAAGUAGGAGCUUGGAAUGAAUGUGUUGAUAAUUCCCAAGCACAGUUGGAGCACCAAGCAGUUAGAAUUUUAAACUUGGAACUUAUGUUAGAAUAUUGUUGUCCAGCCUGGAAAAGGUAUCUACAAACUCUAGCUGACUCAGAGAAAAUAGCUUCCAAGAAGUUGAUGGAAUUAAGACGACAAUUACAACAAGUAAAUUGGCAGAGAAAAUCGUUGCAAACAAAAGGUGGAGAUCAAUUAAAGGCGCUAGAAGCUAAAUGGGUGGCUCUGGUGUCUCAUAAUUAUGAAAUAGAGCAAGCGUGUGUCAUGACUGAAGAGUAUUUAGCUCAAAUCAAACAAAAUCCUAAUAUUCACUGUAAACUUCACGAAUCAAUCAGUAAUUGAUACUAUUUUUUUUAUUCUCAAAUAAUUGUGUGUCUAAAUGUAUAAUUUGGAGAUAUGAUAGAAAAUAAAAGAAUUUAUUUUA
Molecule: messenger RNA, 961 nt
Organism: Diorhabda sublineata
Lineage: Eukaryota; Metazoa; Arthropoda; Insecta; Coleoptera; Chrysomelidae
Gene: BCAS2
Product: pre-mRNA-splicing factor SPF27
Exons: 2
Coding region: 220-879 (219 amino acids)
Biological process (GO): mRNA processing
Cellular component (GO): Prp19 complex; catalytic step 2 spliceosome; precatalytic spliceosome
Source: RefSeq, a predicted model, not a curated record